This is a messenger RNA of Octopus sinensis (East Asian common octopus), 402 nucleotides long. RefSeq lists its product as uncharacterized. The coding region runs from base 1 to 402 and encodes 133 amino acids. Gene Ontology annotation, molecular function: DNA helicase activity. NCBI's taxonomy places the organism in Eukaryota, Metazoa, Mollusca, Cephalopoda, Octopoda, Octopodidae. The record is from RefSeq and is a predicted model, not a curated record. The transcript has a single exon. Gene Ontology annotation, biological process: DNA repair; telomere maintenance.
AUGGCCCACAAGCGAUCCCUCGAAGCUCUCAACACCACUCUUCAAGACAUUAGAGACUGUCCCGCUACGAUGGGUGGAAUAACUCUCCUCCUGUCUGGCGAUUUCCGACAAACGCUUCCUGUAAUACUCAAGGGAACUAGGCCAGAUGUAGUCAAGGCCUGCCUAAAGUCCUCCCCACUGUGGAAAAAUGUUACAACAUUGUCUCUCAUAACAAACAUGAGAGCGCGGUUUCGUGGUGACCAGAUGGCAUCAGAUAUUGCAUCUGACAUAUUGUUGAUCGGAAACGGUGUUGUUCCGCUCGAUGAAAACGGAGAACUGUCACUAACUCACCUCUGCACCACUGUCAGUAAUUCCGAUGAUCUAGAGGCACGUUUUUCCAAAUCUACAAAGGAACUACCUUGA